Protopolystoma xenopodis is the source of this 1068-nucleotide messenger RNA. The record is from the annotation of a GenBank genome assembly. Lineage: Eukaryota; Metazoa; Platyhelminthes; Monogenea; Polystomatidea; Polystomatidae.
AUGGCUCGCUCAUAUGCUAAGGCUCGGCGUAUGCGUCACAAGUCAGGUUCAUCUGAUAAACCUCUAACUUCAUGUAACCAAGCCUCUUUCAUCGGAUCAGCCUGUUCAGCCAUCGGUGUUAAUGAUGGUUCCGGCUCUGAUACUCCCUUCACUCAGUCGUCUUCAUCUGCCGCCAAGUUUACUGUUACCAGCCCUAAAUUAGUGCUGAUAGAUGCCGGUAGAAUCAACUUAGACUCUAUGGACAGGGACUUUUCCGGUAGUUUCUGCGUUUCUGAUUUCUCUGGUAAUCGCAAUUUUACUCAUUGCGGAUGCAAUUUAGCCCAUUCUUCCUGUACAACCUAUCCACCCUCUAUGGCGUCUCCGGGUUCAAGCCCGCUGGAGGUUCUCGACCUGGACUCUGCUAACACUAACUUGAUUGGUUCUGGGCUUUAUGGUGAAUCGGUAACAAGUUCAUCUUCCUAUAGAUUGCCUCCAUGCUUGGGUAUAACACGGAAGCACAAGAAACUUUCUGGCACUUCAAGUUUCUGCUCCUCGACCGACCAUACCUCCUUCGUUGAGGGUGAUGAGGACAGCUUCUGUGUUGAUUGUGUGGAGAAACAGAGGGAUUCCCAAAUAGUUAGAAAAGUCCAAAAAGCCAGCUUAACCCCAUUAACCAAGGUUUCCACUAUACUGGAUGGUUCAACUAUGGAUACGGGCCCACAGCAGCUUCAGCAACAGCAGCUUUAUCAACAGCAACAAACAUGCCACAAUGACUCAGACACACCUGAGGUUAAACCAAUAUUGGAGUCUCCGCCUCGGAAGCUCCAGCGUUUCGUAGACCCUCUCGCUCCGGAUUUGGUCGCAUCUUCUAUUCCAGCUCCUCCAAACUACGAUCGAUACAUCGCAUUGAAGUCAACUAUGGAAAUAAAAGUGACGGAGAAAUCUUCAGUGGCGACUACUUUUCGUCAGAACGACGGCGGCCAUCGGAUGGAGGAAGUAAUCGCAGGCUUAACUCAUCUCAACGUUGUCCCAGAGUCUAAGGCUCUAGGCGAGGAUAAGACUGGUAAAAGCAUGAUACUGAUCAUUUAG